CUGUAAUUAUAAUUGGUGUAAUUUGCGGAGUAUGUGAAUGUAAAUGUUUUUUUACCCCGUCGCGCAAAGACCCCGAUUGCACGUUCUCAAAAGCUGCAGUGGCCGCAGACUCCGGGAAAUGUUCAGAGAUUGGACGGGACAUCCUUCAGAAAGGCGGCUCUGCAGUAGAUGCUGCCAUUGCUGCGCUGCUGUGCACCUCCAUCAUCAACCCACAGAGUUCGGGGAUCGGAGGCGGGCUCAUAUUCACUGUGAUGGACAGCUCCGGUAAAGUGAAAAUCAUCACCUCCAGAGAGACUGUCCCCAAAAAUGUGACCUCUGACCUCCUUAAGUUGUGUCCUAACACCACAGAGUGGACUGUGGAGUGGAAGCAAGACAGCAGAUGGAUUGGGGUUCCUGGAGAAAUUCGAGGUUAUGAAGCGGCACACCGGCUUUAUGGGAAGUUGCCGUGGGCCGACCUCUUUCAGCCGACCAUCAAAUUAGCCCGAGAAGGAUUCCGUAUUCCUUACUACCAAGGUCAUUACAUCCCACGCAUUAAUAAUACGUCAAUACGGGAGUUAUAUUUAGAUAAAAAUGGGAACCUGCUUAAGACCGGUGAUACUGUGAAAUUUGAGAAACUGGCUGACACUUUGGAGACGAUCGCAAACGAGGGACCAGAUGUGUUUUACAACGGAGCAAUAGCAAAGAAUUUAAUCCGUGACAUACAGAAAGCAGGAGGAAAACUCACUCUGGAGGACUUGGCAUCAUAUGAAGCUAAUGUGACUGAUGCGUGGAAUAUUUCUUUGGGAGAGUACCGGAUGUACUUCCCUCCACCCCCUUCAGGAGGAGCCAUCCUCAGCUUCAUCCUCAACAUCAUGAAAGGAUACAAAAUGAAUUCAGAACCUAAUGCAACUGAUGAAAAGAUUUUGUUUUAUCACCGUUAUAUUGAAGCUUUAAAAUUUGCCAAUGGAUUAAAGAAAUAUAUCAGAGAUCCAAACUUCAGCUCAGACAAAAUGGCAAAGAAUUUGACAGAGGAUAGCUUUGCAGACAGCAUACGGAGUUUGAUCAGCAGCGACAGGACUCAUGAUCCCCAGUAUUACGGCGACACCCCGUGUCUGGACAGCAUCGGCACCACACAUUUAUCUGUGCUGGCUGAAGAUGGAUCUGCUGUGUCUGUCACCAGCACUAUCAACGACGAAUUUGGCUCCAAGGUCCUCUCUCCAAGCACUGGAAUCAUUCUCAACAACCAGCUGUUUGACUUCUGUAAUAGAGCUAAUAGCACCUCUCCUGGGGAGCGGCCUCCCUCCAAUACAGCACCAUCUGUGCUGAAGUCUCAGUCGAAGAUGCUGGUGAUUGGAGGGUCUGGUGCUGAAAUGAUUCCACCGGCAGUGGCCUCGGCGGUCAUGAACCACCUUUGGUUUGGAAAGAGCCUUAAGGAGGCAAUUGUUACUCCUGUUCUUUUUGUCAACUGUCAAAGUGAAGUAAAACUUGAAUCUAAGCUUGAAAAGGAUGUAGUUGAUGGUCUUGAAGCUAAGGGACAUAAAAUAACACAAUUCUACAACGUAGUUAACGCUGUGGAAAAGGCGGGCAGCUGUAUCUCUGCAUGGUCUGAUGAAAGGAAAAAAGGUGAACCAGCUGGUUACUGAGACCAAAAGUCAGUGAUGUUAGUUAUACAGCAUGGCUUUAAGGUUAUGGACACUGCUGUAGCUACAACAUUGGACAAUCUAUAUUCAUCUGUUACCUGAUAGAUCAUUCAUGCUUUACACAUGUGUCUAAAAAAGUUUGUAAUAUUGACAACAAUGCAACAAUCAGAUUAUUUAAAUCCAAGGUUUCAUGCAAAAUAGCGCAAAGACAGCAUUGCAAAAAAAACAAAAACAAAUGUUUGUUGAAAAUUUUUUAGGGAUUGCUCAACCUGCAUUCUUUCUAAGCAGCAGGCCAGCAGGUUGAGACUGACUGAAGAAAUCUUUGGUUAUAUAAGCGUCUGUUGGAAAAAGAGCUAGAGACUAGAGACUUCAUGUUCCAUUCCACCAGUAAACAAUUCAUAUUUUCAAGUCUCAUCAAAUUCAUGUUUACUUUGUAAAUUUUAGCCCACUGGAUUGUCCAGAAGGGAGAUAAAGUAGGGCUGCCCUAAAGUGUACCCUAAGUUAUCAAUUGAUUUGUAGUUCAAAACAACAAAAACAACAACAACAACAACAAAAAUACCCACAGCAUAACCUGUAGUUACUGUUACAGGCAUGUCAGCAUCAACAAAGCUAGAUCUCAUAGACUGUUAGAGCCAAAUAGAAAGGUCAGUUUUUAUCUGAAUAUUACUAGCUACAUUUCAAUGCUUUUUAAUAUUGUUUUUUUUUUUUUAUUCAGUUUGCAUAUUAAGAUUUUUUGCUUAGUUCAUUCUAUUGUUUUGCUGUUAUAAAAUGUGGGUAAUUAACCAAAACUGCAAUUCUGCUGAUGUGGUCAGGGUAAAAGUUAAAAGUUAAUCAGACAAGUAGUUUGUGAAGCAACAGUGUUUUUUCAUAGUUGUUUAAUGUGUUUUAGUGAUAGGAAUAGACAACCUCGUCUUGAA
Molecule: messenger RNA, 2536 nt
Organism: Pelmatolapia mariae (spotted tilapia)
Lineage: Eukaryota; Metazoa; Chordata; Actinopteri; Cichliformes; Cichlidae
Product: glutathione hydrolase 5 proenzyme-like
Exons: 12
Coding region: 252-1622 (456 amino acids)
Biological process (GO): glutathione catabolic process; inflammatory response; leukotriene D4 biosynthetic process
Cellular component (GO): plasma membrane
Molecular function (GO): glutathione gamma-glutamate hydrolase; leukotriene-C(4) hydrolase activity
Source: RefSeq, a predicted model, not a curated record